AUGCAAAGAUUUAAAUUCACAUCACACCGCAGCACUCGCGUGUAAAACGGUUGCCUUUUCCGGCUAAAAUCAAGGUUAAAAAAUAAAAAUAAAAAAAAAAAUCAUUAAACAGCCGCCGGAGUGUGUUAGCUUGCAAUUUCUCGGAAUGGAGAAGGCAGAUUCCGCUGAGCUUGCUCUCCCCUACAAGCUUCUCGCCUCCUAUCCAUCUGGUCUUUCCCGAGCACAGGUUGAAGUCAUUUUUGACAAAUCAUAUGAUAGGAUUCCUCAUCCAGACAUAAAUUUGGAGAACUCAAUCAAUGAGAUAUGGGAUCAGAGAGUUCAGAGAAAUGCAUCUUUGUACAAUGGCGAAAAAUUCAGGUAUGGAGGACUUACUCAUAAAAGUGGAGAUGGAUCCAAUCAAGAGUCAUGUGUAUGCCUCCACCUUGGAUUGACAGAUUAUAGGACUUUUGUGGGGACAAACUUGAAUCCUUUGUGGGAAAAUUUCUUGGUCGCAUCAGAAGAUGACUCACUACAGUGUCAGCACACUUCAAGUCCUCUUGGUAAUGGUGCAGUUGUAGAGACAUUUGACAAGAAAAUAGUUGUUUUACAAAGAAGUAACAAUGUUGGGGAAUUUCCUGGGCACUUUGUUUUCCCAGGAGGCCAUCCUGAGCCUCAUGAAGUUGGCAUAGCAAACCAUCAUUAUGGAAAGGACACAAUAGAAUCUAAGUUUCGCAAUGAGAAAGUUUCUCAUGAGAUGUUUGACAGUAUUAUUCGUGAAGUAGUUGAAGAAAUUGGGGUUCCAGCUGCAUCUCUUGUGAGUUACAAAGUCUCCUAGUGUAUAAUAUAUCCCUUGGCAGUGACUUGUAUUUUCUUUCUCUGGUCAUGGUUUCAGUUACUAAAAUUGAAUAUUAUUAUAUUUAUCUUUUAGAUAGAAUCCUUCUAUUGGCUUUUCUGCCCAUUAUGCCUUACUCAACUCAUUAUUGUCAUAAACAAUGUUGAAUUUCCUCAUCAGAGGAUACUGUCUCCUCCUCGAAAUUCUGCUCUAUUUUCCCUAGAGGAAAGUAUAUCAUUUUUCUGCUUGCGUAAAGUUUCCACUGUAGCAUUUUUCCAUUACUGAUUAAAUUUUCUUAUCUAGAAACUGCUAAGCUUGGUCUUACUGUUUUACAUCUUUCUUAAUCUGUUGCAGUCUGAUCCAAUUUUUAUUGGUAUAUCUCAAAGGGUGUUGAAUGUAAGACCUGCUGCUUUCUUCUUUAUCAAAUGCAGUCUUCAAUCAAAAGAAAUUCAACAAUUGUAUUCCACUGCACAGGAUGGCUAUGAAUCCACACGACUAUAUACAGUUUUGAUGGAUGAAUUAGAGAAAAUGGCACCGAACAUGCCCGGAUGUCAUCAAGGUGGAUUUGCCCUCUAUAAGCUGAUGGUAGAAGAUUCGAAGAAUACCCGAUGAAAGUUCACUGUUAACAGAAAUUUCACUCUCUCCGUCCUCAACCUCUCAGCCAUAGUCUAAUGGCUUUGAGUUUGUUUAAUAAUUGUUUUUCCUUUGGAUAAAGAGACAGAAAGUAGGUGAUAUGCAUCUUUAAACCCCUAGACUAGAUAUGCAAAGGCAUGCUAUCAAAUGUAUCAGUCAAUCUCACCUUAUGAAGCUACUCUUUGAGUUUCAAUUCAUGUCUUUUUGGUUUAGUCCAUAUUCUGUCUGUUAACAUCUUAAGUCAGUGGUCUCAAAGCAUACAUAAUAAAUGCAUCUUUUUGGGACAUCCUUCGUGAAGUCCUUCUCACUUGCUAUGUCAGGAACCUCAAAGCUAGCUGAAAUCGAGAAUCAACCAGCUGGUAAGUAUUAUUAGUUUUUGUUAAAGGAAGCUUUCUUGGACAGUGAAAUAUCUUCAUUUCAGUGACUUGUAUUCAUGUAUUGAGAUUAGGAACUGGCUUCCAGCUUUUCUGAGAGACUAUGAAGUGGUAGUUUGUUGUGUUGUGAAAAACAUGGAUGUCUUGAACAAACUCGCACUAACACCAUUAGGACUAGAUGCAUCCUUCUUUGAGAUUAGUUUGUUUGAUCAAACUCAAUUUUUGUCAAAAGUGGGACCCGUUUAUAUUUGCUAAAGAUCAUAGCUUUUCUUCUACAUUGAACAUGUGGAGAACACUGUUUGAAGUUUGGAUUAAAGAAUUUUGUUGGAA
Messenger RNA from Rubroshorea leprosula, 2148 nucleotides. The record is from the annotation of a GenBank genome assembly. NCBI's taxonomy places the organism in Eukaryota, Viridiplantae, Streptophyta, Magnoliopsida, Malvales, Dipterocarpaceae.